UAUGCGAACCCGACGAUAACAAAAUAGCGUCUGGACGGCGUUUAAUUAAUUUUGUGGAAACCAGAUGGUGUAUUUAAAUGUAACGCGUUUAAGAAAUGUGUCGCUAACGUUUCUGUAAUCGUCCUUUACCAAAACAAGUGUUGGUUGGUUGCUAUCAGUCUCUGUUGUACUGCACAGAGGUGAAACUGCUCACCAGGACUAACACAUGGCGGCUUUCGGAACAUAACACAAAGAGCAAGGACUUCAGAGACGGUUAAACAUGGAGUAUUGAGUCUUUCUCCUUACAGUAAAACGCCAGUUUGAGUGAUGAGCUCCGGGCAGGAGACGGAUGGGGACUGCUGGGCCGAGUGUCUGGACGUGGCUGUGCAGACAGCGCUCAGAGCUGCUCAGAUGGUGCGGGAGGCUGUGAACCAAGAAAAGCAAGUAAGCAGUAAAAGCACUCCUACAGAUCUGGUGACUGAAGCCGACCAUCAGGUGGAGGAGCUGAUCAUCUCUACCCUCAGGGAGAAGUUUCCCUCACACAGGUUUAUUGGAGAGGAGUCCUCUGCUGCAGGAGAGAAGUGUGUUCUGACAGAUAGUCCGACAUGGAUUAUAGAUCCCAUAGAUGGCACAUGUAACUUCGUCCACAGUUUCCCCAUGGUUGCUGUAAGCAUUGGAUUUGCUGUAAAUAAACAGCUUGAGUUUGGUGUUAUAUGCCACUGUUUUGAUGGAACGUUGUAUACUGCUAGAAGAGGCCAUGGAGCAUUUUGUAAUGGUGAACGACUCAAAGUUUCAAAGGAAAAAGAUGUGUCAAAGGCCCUUAUUCUGACAGAGAUUGGAGCAAAGAGAGAUCCUGGCACACUGGAAAUCUUUUUGGGAAAUAUGAAAAAGCUACUUAGUGCACCAGUCCAUGGGGUCAGGAUCAUAGGCAGCUCGACUUUAGCGCUGUGCCAGGUUGCUAGAGGAGCAGCCGAAGCUUAUUACCAGUAUGGUCUGCACUGCUGGGACAUCGCUGCAGCUGCAAUCAUUAUUACAGAGGCAGGAGGCUGUGUGAUCGACACUACAGGGGGUCCUCUUGAUAUCAUGUCCCGACGGGUCGUGGCUGCUGGUUCUCGAAAGAUAGCGGAUUACAUUGUCCAGCAGCUCCAGCCAAUCAGCUACGGACGUGACGACGAUGACUGCUGACCCAUCAUAUCCAAUUACCCUGUUGUAUUUCCUCUACUGCUGCAGACCCCUACCCUGACCGAGGAGGGCCAUAUCUGAUACACACCCCCUCCAACCAGAGGGAAACAGUCAUGCAUUUGGAACCCUGGUCUGUUGUCCUUUAUAUUCCUCUGAACUGCACAUGGAGCUUGUGUGAUUAUGCGAUUAUUUGGAGGAGGAUUUGCAUUUUGCUUAUAAAAUAAUCUAGUUUGUUUAGGUGAAAAACCCUCUCUGUGCUGUUUGCUUGUUCUAUUAUUAAGGCUGAUUUUUUUUUGUGUGUUUUUUUUGCAGCACUACCAUUACACUUUAAAAUUCUUACUGGUGGUGGGCUAGCAUAAUAGAUGGAUGUGCAAUGUGAGCAGUAAAUGAAGAUAACAAAUGAAAAAUGUAUUUAUUUGUUGUAUGAAUUAAUUCCUUUCCUUUGUCUGCAUUUGCAUUCAGUAGCUAUUACAGUGUAAAAUCAGCAGCCACAUAUACAUGCUUUUUUGCUCUGUACCAUUUCAUAAGGGAAUAAUAUUUGUUUACUUGAUGUCUUAUUGUUUAUCUUUACUGACUCGGGGGAUUCUUUUAUCAGUAGU
Messenger RNA from Trichomycterus rosablanca, 1760 nucleotides. RefSeq names its product inositol monophosphatase 2 (gene impa2). The record is from RefSeq and is a predicted model, not a curated record. Gene Ontology annotation, molecular function: inositol monophosphate 1-phosphatase activity. NCBI's taxonomy places the organism in Eukaryota, Metazoa, Chordata, Actinopteri, Siluriformes, Trichomycteridae. The transcript is spliced from 9 exons. Gene Ontology annotation, biological process: phosphatidylinositol phosphate biosynthetic process; signal transduction; inositol metabolic process. The coding region runs from base 307 to 1164 and encodes 285 amino acids.